CUAAAACAUAAAGUUUAACAUAAAACGUUUAAGUCAUGCAUUUAUCGAUGACACCUUAUCUGCUAAAUAAUCUCUGCCAUCUCUAAAUGUCAAAAUAAAAGAAAAAUGUCUUAUUUUUGAACCGGGAGACGAAGUGGGCAAUUUGAUCACAUAAAACGUCGAACUUUAUAAUCAUUUCAUAAGUUAAAAAAAUUUAUAUAUAAUUACAAAUAAAAUGUCUUUUAUUGGUCGCGUAUUAUUUAGAAAUGCUACGCAAUUUUGCAAGCAAGCAACAAAACAAACACAAUUUGCAACACGAUUUUUUCAUCAAACUGCACCGGUGCUCGCACCACAAGUGCAACGACUUGCGCCGGACUUUAAGGGUCUCGCUGUAGUAGGCCAAGACUUUCAAGAAGUGAAACUUGCUGAUUAUGCGGGCAAAUAUUUAGUACUUUUCUUCUAUCCACUUGAUUUCACAUUCGUUUGCCCUACGGAAAUAAUUGCAUUUAGCGAUCGCAUUGGAGAAUUCAAAAAUCUCAACGCUGAAGUGGUUGGCGUAUCGGUAGAUUCACAUUUCAGCCAUUUAGCUUGGUGUAAUACCGAACGUAAAAGUGGUGGCUUAGGUCAGCUAAGCUAUCCACUGCUCUCUGACUUAACUAAAAAAAUUUCACAAGAUUAUGGUGUAUUAUUGCCAAAUGACGGCAUUUCAUUACGCGGUACAUUUUUAAUAGAUCCAAAUGGUGUAUUGCGUCAAUAUUCUAUCAAUGAUUUACCUGUUGGUCGUUCCGUUGACGAAGUCUUACGCCUAAUCAAAGCUUUCCAAUUUGUAGAUAAACACGGUGAGGUAUGUCCAGCUAAUUGGAAUCCGGAAUCAAAUUCAGAUACGAUUAAACCUGAUGUUACUGGCUCUAAGGAAUACUUUAGUAAACAUGGUUAAAUAUAAUUCGUCGAAGUUACUAUGAAUAUGAAAGUUUCAUCCAAGAAAUUAUAAUUUUUUAUUAAGCCUUUUUGUUUACAAAUAUUUUCGUGGUGAAUAUUGAUUAAAUCAAAAUAAA
Molecule: messenger RNA, 1034 nt
Organism: Teleopsis dalmanni
Lineage: Eukaryota; Metazoa; Arthropoda; Insecta; Diptera; Diopsidae
Product: peroxiredoxin-2
Exons: 4
Coding region: 215-916 (233 amino acids)
Biological process (GO): hydrogen peroxide catabolic process; cell redox homeostasis; cellular response to stress
Cellular component (GO): mitochondrion; cytosol
Molecular function (GO): thioredoxin peroxidase activity
Source: RefSeq, a predicted model, not a curated record